This is a messenger RNA of Abrus precatorius (Indian licorice), 1594 nucleotides long. Its product is annotated as sucrose-phosphatase 1-like. Bases 164 to 1459 code for a protein of 431 amino acids. The transcript has 9 exons. The record is from RefSeq and is a predicted model, not a curated record. Gene Ontology annotation, molecular function: magnesium ion binding; sucrose-phosphate phosphatase activity. Gene Ontology annotation, biological process: sucrose biosynthetic process. NCBI's taxonomy places the organism in Eukaryota, Viridiplantae, Streptophyta, Magnoliopsida, Fabales, Fabaceae.
CUUUGAUUGAGUUAAAUUGUGGAACUAUGCAAAUUCUGUGUAUACAUAAAUCUGCGUGUGCAACAUAGUUAAAUGAAUCGUUAAAAGCAGGUGCAUACUUGUGAAGAUACUUGCAAGGUUAAGUUUUGGAGAUUUCCAGAGGUAGAGAAGAAAAGAAAAACUUAUGGAUCGACUUAAUGGUUCUGCCAAGCUUAUGAUAGUUUCAGAUCUUGAUUUCACAAUGGUAGACCAUGAUGAUCCGGAAAACCUUGCCCUUCUUGGAUUCAAUUCGCUAUGGGAAGCUCAUUAUCGUCAUAAUUCUCUGCUAGUUUUCUCCACUGGGAGAUCGCCUACAAUUUAUGGAGAGUUAAGAAAACAGAAACCUUUGUUGACUCCUGAUAUAACAAUAAUGUCUGUGGGAACUGAGAUUACAUAUGGUGAAUCAAUGGUACCAGAUGAUGAUUGGAAACAGUAUCUGGAUCAUAAGUGGAACAGAGACAUAGUUAUGGAGGAAACAGCCAAGUUUCCUGAACUAACUAUUCAAUCAGAAACAGAACAACGGCCUCACAAGGUUAGCUUUUAUUUGGAGAAAGGGAAGGCCCCAAGUGUCAUGCAAGCCCUGUCAAAAUGUUUGGAAAAACGUGGGUUGGAUGUGAAAAUAAUUUAUAGCAAUGGUAUUGCUUUGGAUAUAUUACCUCAAGCAGCUGGAAAAGGACGUGCCCUUGCUUUUCUACUUGAAAAACUGAAAGCUGGUGGACUAGGACCACUAAACACUCUUGUUUGUGGCGAUUCAGGAAAUGAUGCUGAACUGUUCAGUGUACCUGAUGCGUAUGGUGUCUUGGUCAGUAAUGCACUAGAAGAAUUGCUUCAGUGGUAUGCAGAAAAUGCGAGGGGCAAUCCCCAAAUAAUUCAUGCAACUGAAAGAUGUGCAGCUGGCAUUGUGCAAGCCAUUGGUAACUUCUCUCUAGGUCCAAAUGUGUCUCCAAGAGAUAUUAGAGAGUCAUUGUUCAAAUGGGAAGUUCUUAAUCCUAGCCAUGAAGUAGUGAUGUUCUACCUAUUUUAUGAGAGAUGGAGACGUGGUGAAGUUGAGAAUCCUGAGCAGUGCAUCCAAAAUUUUAAAGCAGUCUUUCAUUCUACAGGAAAUUUUGUCCAUCCCUCAGGAGUUGACCAACCUAUGCACCAAAUUGUAGAUACCUUAGCAAAGGUGUACGGGGACAAGCAGGGCCAAGACUUUCGGGUUUGGGUUGAUGGUGUAUCUUCUGCAGAGGUUAGUUUGGGUUCAUGGCUGGUCAAAUUUGACAAGUGGGAGUUAUAUGGGAAUAAGUCACGGUGUUGUUUAACAAAGGUUUUGAUGAAUUCAAAGCUUCUGGAUUUUGGCAGGUUGAUGCACCGAAUGAGUAUACCUGGAUGCACUUACAUCAGACUUGGUUGGAUGGCUCAGGAGAACAGGAUGAUAUGCCUUGGUUCUUGUAGUUUCUAAUCAGUUCUGUUUAAGUCAUUCCUAAGGGGUCAAAUUAUUUAGCUAAGGAAUUAGGGAAAGCAAUGUGCACUCGAACCAUAUAGGGGACCAUGGUGCAAAGUGCCUUGAAACAGCAAGAUAGUAGGUUGAUAAGGA